Messenger RNA from Trichoderma virens Gv29-8, 2889 nucleotides. RefSeq lists its product as uncharacterized. Bases 1 to 2715 code for a protein of 904 amino acids. Gene Ontology annotation, molecular function: RNA binding; 5'-3' RNA exonuclease activity. NCBI's taxonomy places the organism in Eukaryota, Fungi, Ascomycota, Sordariomycetes, Hypocreales, Hypocreaceae. Gene Ontology annotation, biological process: nuclear-transcribed mRNA catabolic process; rRNA catabolic process. Gene Ontology annotation, cellular component: nucleus. The transcript is spliced from 3 exons. The record is from RefSeq and is a predicted model, not a curated record.
AUGAAUGGAAUCAUCCACAACUGUACACAUAAAGAUGCGGGCGAAGAUGCCACUUUCCGACUCAGCGAGGAGGAGAUGUUUAUUCGCAUAUUCAACUACAUCGAGCAUUUGUUCGGGAAGAUAAAGCCUAAGAAGCUCUUCUUCAUGGCAAUUGAUGGAGUUGCUCCUCGUGCCAAAAUGAACCAGCAGCGUGCUAGGCGUUUCCGGACAGCCUUGGAUGCCGAAAAGGCUCGCGAAAAAGCGAUCCGAGAAGGAAUAGAGCUCCCAAAGGAGGAGCCUUUUGACAGCAACUGCAUUACGCCAGGCACUGAAUUCAUGGCCAAGCUGUCCCAGCAACUCCGAUACUUUGUAAACAAAAAGGUUUCAGAAGACACCGACUGGCAAGGAUGCGACAUUGUCUUAUCCGGGCAUGAAGUUCCAGGUGAAGGAGAACACAAGAUCAUGGAAUACAUCCGAAACGCAAAGGCACAGCCAAACUACGACCCAAACGCGCGAAACGGCUUUGGAGUUCCCAUCAAAUUCACUUACUCCCCAGAAGUGAAUUUUGUCUAUCCUUCACCCCUCCCGGGAAUCUUCCCAGAGGUCCAAUAUUGCCGCUGCAUUGAGAACAUAUUCGACCUGCCCAAUGUUGAGGGGCUGGAGUACGUCUCAGGGCUGACCAACGGAGCCUUGAUAAACAUAAAGGCCCUUGCCGGGUUCCCAACCUUGCAUACACUUCCAUACUCGGCACAGUUGGUGGAAGGAGCCGGAGUCAAUGUUUUCCAGCAGGACAGCAGAAACCCAAGCGUCAUUGUCACACUUACCGAUACUGAGAUGCGUACAAAGGUCGGAACUUGGAAAUCGAAACUGGGAAAGCGCUGCUUUGUCGGCUAUCCAUUCCUUCAGGAAGCCAAGGUUAUCAAAGUGCAAGAUGAACUCUUCACCUACGAGUUGGCUGAGAAUGAGCAAGACAUCAUAACAAAAGACCACAGCAAUAGAGAUGCUGCUGAUUAUGCAAAGGAGGCAGAGUUUUUGGAAAACUGGCAUGCCAAACGUCUAGGCAUUACAGUUGGUCAGGUUGAAUGCCUAGUUCAUGUUCACAUGCUCAAGGGCCUCAUCAGAACAGAAGAAGGCGCUUUGAUCAAGGAGUACGCCGAAAACCCUAGCCUGCGCAAGGUAUAUGCAGCUCAAACCAUUGUGGAGGAGGUGGUUAACGAGGACGAACGCUUCAUUGAGAGGCCAGCCCUCCCGAUCGAAGAAGAGUUUCCACAAGGCACAAGAGCUUUCUUCCUAGGCGAAUUCGCUUAUGGUCGUCCUUUGGAAGUGAUGGGACAUGUGAAUGGAAAAGCAAAUAUUGUCGUCUCCGUCCCUAAAAACAAAGAGCCGGAGAUCACCAAGCAAAUGAUUUUCCAAGCGGAACGCAACAACCCAUAUACGCCUUCAUUCGCAAUUGCCAAAAAACUAGGCAUUCACCCCCUCAUACUUAGCAAGAUAACAUCAUCUUUCCAAGUUAUCAGCUCUGCCGGCUUGAAGCUCAAUCUCGGCCUCAACUUGAAGUUUGAAGGCCGAAAGCUCAAGGUUCUGGGUUACUCACGCAAAUCAGAGACGGGGUGGGAAUUUUCUAACCAAGCCGUGAAACUUAUUGCCGAAUACAUGGUAGCAUUCCCCGACUUCUUCGCGGCGAUCCAGAGAGAGCCGCAGAAGAGCGAGACUUAUGAGACCGACCUGUGGAACGACCCCAGCGUUGCGCCUCAGAGGAUCAAAGACAUAGUGGCGUGGCUGAAGAAACAAGAGACCAGCAAGUUUGAGCGAGUUCCGCUCGAUGCCGAGCAACUAGACUCUGAGGUUGUCAUGGCCUUGGCUAAAGCCGGAGAGCAGCUGCAUCAGGCGAGUCUAGAGGCGACUGCUAAAACUCUCAAUUCUGUGCCCCGUACGGCUUUGCUGAAACCGGCGGACGCGGAGAUGGUACUGGGCAACCAAUCCUUUAAGUUGGGAGACCGGGUCACUUUUGUCGCCGCUGCUGGAAAGGUCCCCAUUGCAACUCGGGGAACUGUAGCCGGUAUCUCUCGCACCGCGACUGCUGUUCUCUUGGAUGUCGUCUGGGAUGUCCCCUUCAUGAGUGGCACAACCCUCGGCGAGAGGGCCCCAAUGUUCCGUGGGCAGACCGUGUCGUCAUCUACCGUGCUGAAUACUACAAAUUGGCAGGUCGUCUCUGCCUCUUCCAAAUCACGGCAACGACGCACUGUUCCAGCAACCUCAUCCACCGGAUCGUACGGUUCGGUCGGUGUCACCCAGUACAAGGAUGCUCCUGCUCCUCCCGCUUUGCGCGGCGGAUGGCGUGGAGCUGCUGUGGGAGACUCUGGUCGUGGACAGAGCGGCCCCAAUCGCGGCGCGGCGCGCGGAGGCAAGCCAAACCUACUGCAUAGCACGUUGGUCUAUCGACCUGGGCCGCAAGGUGGAAACCCGGGCGGUGAUGAUGUGAACAAAGCUCAGAACGGCAAUCAUGUAAAUGGGAGAGGCGGUAGCGGCCGAGGCCAAGGGCGCGGCCGAGGCAAUGGCGGCAACAGAGGCUCACCUGCUCCGCAAGCUGGAGGACGAGAUUAUACCAACGUUCCACCUCCUGCAAACCUUGAAGCGUCGCGAGGUGGACGAGGUCGUGGCCGAGGAGGAAGGGGACGUGGCGGGGGUAACCCCAAUCGCGGUCGCGGAGGGGCUGUAGCGAACCAGGCAGCUUAGGAGGGUCUGCCUCGAUGGCGAUGGCCCUCUUCCUCUAGGAUUGGGACUGGAAGAAGAUGAUAUUCAACGGUGGGGUGUCGUAUGACGGGUGGAUGGGGCUACAACAGCCUAUCCUGUAAUAUAGCGAACCAUUACUUGUGUACGAUAUGACAUGAUAGGAGGAAGUUCGAUCUG